ACAAGUUUAAAUGCCCUGCCUGCCUGUUCUGAAAGGUAAUGCACAAUUAGCUCACUUUGAGCACUUCACUAGCAGCUGAAUACUCUGCCUUGCUGAAGGGUUUUCUGUUGGAGCUGGCCCGAUCUGCACCAUGCCUGAGGCCAUGCCUCAUGAGCCAACCUACACCAACUUCCACAUGCUCCGUGGCCACAGGGAGGACGAGACCAUCUACAACAACUGUGAUGUCCACCGGGAAAACAGCAGGCGAGCGAGAGGAUUCCAAGGCUGUGGCAGGGAGAUUUCAUGUGGAGAAUGGACCAUUAUUUUGGGAAAAUCUUGUUUCCUCUUCGUGGUAUUGGGCAUCUCUUUUCUCGUGAUGUUCGUCCUGCUCCUGGCUUGCAUUUCAAAAAUCUCAAUGUUGCCAGAUGGAGUGGAUAAGAUGGAGGAGAAAAUCAUGUCUGCACUCCACAAAAUUCAAAAUAAUAGCGCAGUGUCAGAUGAAGUGAAACAGAUGGCGGAAGAAAUGAUGUCUGAACUCAACAAAAUUCAAAACAAUAUCUCAAUGUUACUAGAUCGAGUGAAACAGAAGGAGAAGAAAAUCAUGUCUGAGCUUGAAAAUAUUCAAAAGCAAAGUAUCUUUAUCGGGCAAUGUCCUGAGAAAUGGAGUUUGAGGAAUGGAGUAUGUUUUCACUUUGUACUAAAUCUGUCUGACCUGAACAAAACGGAGAAAUUCAACAAUGGGACGCAGUGGGCAGAGGCCCAUUUUGAAAUCCAACAUGAGUUGCCAUCGGUUAACAACACAGCCACACAAGGGCUUUGAAUCUUCCUGGAGCUUUCCAAACUUGUGUGAGUCCAAACCAGACUGGGCAGAAUCAAAUCCAAAUGUCCUUGAGGCAUCUUCAUUGCUGCUGCGUCACCUGUUUCUCAGCAUGGACCAUGUAACCCUUUGACCUGAUGAUUCCUCUGUGCUUAAUGACCGCUGAGUAGCGAAGGAUCCAAUGUGGCACCCAUUCAUUGUCAGGAGGGUCCUGCAGGCUGGCACACAAGGCUUCUUGGAAAGAUCCCACCGGAAGCAUAUCUGGACGGAUAAGGCUCACUUCUGUAAAUCUACAGUCUCGGCUAAAGAUCUACAUUUCCCCAACAUCCCCCUCUCCCCACCCCAAAGACUUCACGUCUGGCUUUUUUUGGGGGGGGAAUGAUUGAUCACGUUGAUUUCUGCAAAUAUGACAGUGCAGUCAGAUCUGGAGGGAAAUUCCUGAGCAAGCAGGCCCAGAAUUCCACUGGCAAUGCUCCAGGAUUGACAGGAAAGUCUCCGGGAAUGGAAGAAUCACCUGCGCUGACAACAGCAACAUAGAAGAGAAGGCUGCAAGGCACUGGAGAUGAUUCGUACAGGGCUAUUGUUACGCUGCCUCUCUCUAUCUCUCUCUCUCUCUCCCCACAGGUUCCACCAAGCCUGCCGAGAUUUCCCAGCAGUUUCCUUGUUUGUUUCAGAUUUCCUGCGUACGCCGUAUUUUUCUUUGAUU
Molecule: messenger RNA, 1502 nt
Organism: Stegostoma tigrinum
Lineage: Eukaryota; Metazoa; Chordata; Chondrichthyes; Orectolobiformes; Stegostomatidae
Exons: 8
Coding region: 131-799 (222 amino acids)
Source: RefSeq, a predicted model, not a curated record